This is a messenger RNA of Salvia miltiorrhiza (redroot sage), 1728 nucleotides long. RefSeq lists its product as uncharacterized. The coding region runs from base 303 to 1067 and encodes 254 amino acids. The record is from RefSeq and is a predicted model, not a curated record. Lineage: Eukaryota; Viridiplantae; Streptophyta; Magnoliopsida; Lamiales; Lamiaceae. The transcript is spliced from 2 exons.
AAUCCAAAUUGCGACACACCCCUCCAACUACCUUAACCAACCCCCCCAAAAUUCUCUUCGAAUUCCCAAAUUUCCCUUCACGAAUUAAAACCCCUCUAGAAAUUGUGAAGAAAUCGCCAAGAAAAAUAAAAAUAAAAAAAUACUCUGCAAAACCACCCGCCAAACCUAAACCCCCAUUUUCUCACUCCCACAAAUCUCGAUUGCCGAGAAAUCUGCAUUGCAUUCAUACGAUUAAACAAUCAAUUUCUGGUCUCAGCAGCAAUCGAGUUGUCGCGGCGAUUGAUUGAAUUGGAAGUAAACCCAUGUGGCUUGGACGAACCAAAUCAAGGGUUCGGUUCCACGACGCACCGCCGCCGCCGCCCAAAUUCGCCUGCUCCUCCUUCAAAGACAUCCACAUUCUCCUCUCCGACGACGACGGCGGCGGCGGCGGUGAUACUCUUGGUUCCCCUAGAAGGCUCUCCAUUUGCCACCGCACGCGCAGCAGUGUCAAGUCCCUCAUCCGCAGCCUCUCUCACCUCCCGUUCCUCGAAGACGCCGCCGCGGCCGCGGUUGCGGCGGAGGAGAAGAAGGAGGAGGAGCUCCGCCCGGAAAUCCGCAUUCCCGGAGCGGAGGCAACUAUAGUGGUUUACUUCACGAGUUUGCGGGUAGUUCGGUCCACAUUCGAGGACUGCAAGGCCGUCCGAUCGAUCCUGCGUGCGUUCCGCGUUCCGAUCGACGAGCGCGAUCUGUCGAUGGACGGGCGCUUCACGGAGGAGCUGCAGGGGAUCUUAGGCCUGACGGAGAAGUCGAAGCUGAUGCUGCCGAGGGUCUUCAUCGGCGGCAGAUACAUCGGCGGGGCUGAGGAGGUCCGCUGCCUCCACGAGACCGGCGAGCUGAAGAAGUACGUGGAGAGGCUGCCGCGCGCCGAGCUCGGCACGUGCGACACAUGCGGUGGAUACGGAUUCAUCCUCUGCAUAGAAUGCGACGGCAGCCGGAAGUGCUACAGCGAGAAAGCCGGCUUCAGAAGUUGUACGUUGUGCAAUGAGAAUGGCCUCAUUAGAUGUACUGCAGAGCAUGAGGAAAGAUGAGGUGAUCUGCAGAGUUAGAGAGUAUAGGAAGGAUAAUUAUCAGUUUGCAAUGAGGCAACGAAGCAGCUAUCUCUCGCAAAUGGAGUGAGUGAAACCAUAAUUUGCAUUGCUCAAUAGGCAGUUGCUUGUAUGCAAUAAGGGCUUCUGGACAAUAUGAUUCAUGUGAUGAUUUCAAUCCAUCAUUUUCCCAGAAAUAUGUGCUUAGAUAUAUUGUAAUUCUGAGAUGAAUAGUGUAGUGGGUGAAAUUAAGUUUGGAAAACAGGAAAUAUUCUUCAUCCCCACAGAAAGUGUAGUCGUAGAGAAGGAAUGAUGCCCAGGCCAUUAUUGAUGUUUCCACUUUGCAGAAUUUGGAGGAAAAGUCGAGAGUGAGCAUGUUUUACACUUGCUUCUGACAAUAUGUUAUCUUGUUUGGGAAUAUUAGAUCUGUCAAGUAGGGCUCAGUCAUAAUUCAUAUAAACAAACUAGGCCCAUUUAUGAAAUGGGCUAGUUAGAUGUGGGUGGGGUGGCUUUGUAUGCAAUGCAACAUUGAUAUUAGAUGACAACAUGUGAGCCCAUAUUAUUGGUCCUUGGUGAAGGGGGAGUUUCACUCUAUUUCGAUGUAAAUACCUUUAGGAUGUGUAAUCUUUGAUUGAUAGUAAAUGUCUCAUCUGUUUUCGCUCAU